Entelurus aequoreus (snake pipefish) is the source of this 1620-nucleotide messenger RNA. RefSeq lists its product as uncharacterized. The coding region runs from base 397 to 1605 and encodes 402 amino acids. The record is from RefSeq and is a predicted model, not a curated record. The transcript is spliced from 9 exons. Lineage: Eukaryota; Metazoa; Chordata; Actinopteri; Syngnathiformes; Syngnathidae.
ACUGUAGUUUUAUAAUUCAUUGAAUAAUAUAUUUCGCCUGCGAGUCUAAAAGGAGGAAACAUGCUCACUGUUCAUUUGAGACUUCAGUCGGCCACUGUAGUUUUAUAAUUCAUUGAAUAAUAUAAUUCGCCUGCGAGUUUAAAAGGAGGAAACAUUCUCACCGUUCAUUUGAGACUUCAGUCGGUCACCGUAGUUUUAUAAUUCAUUGAAUAAUAUAUUUCGCCUGCGAGUCUAAAAGGAGGAAACAUGCUCACCGUUCAUUUGAGACUUCAGUCGGCCACUGUAGUUUUAUAAUUCAUUGAAUAAUAUAUUUCGCCUGCGAGUUUAAAAGGAGGAAACAUUCUCACCGUUCAUUUGAGACUUCAGUCGGUCACCGUAGCUUCUUCACUUCUGCGCAUGUCACGUUCACGUGAGGAAAGUCAGAUGACUCCUGUGUGGCGGUCUGUGAGGGAAGCCUUAUGGGCCAUGUGUGCAGCCGACGCCAUGUCAAUGCCUGUCCACUGGUACUACGACAUCCAUGACAUCAAGCGAGACUUUGGUGGUUGGAUAUCCGGCUUGAACGCGCCCAGAAGCAAACACCCGAGCAGCAUCCUCAGCCUUUCCAGCACCACUGGUAGCGGCCGCACUUGGUGCUUGUCGACUGCCAAUCAAGAGGAGGUGGUUGGUAACGUCAUUCUUCAUGACAAAUUGCCAUUUUGGAAAUCCUCUGGUGGAUCCCCUCAUUAUCACCAAGGAAUGAAGGCAGGUGACAACACGCUCAAUGUCCUGUGUGCCCUCCGAGCCGCUCGAACGCUCGCCAGCGCUGGUUAUGCGGACAUCUCUCUUCCUGAUGCUCGGGCUGCCGUGCUGGUGGAUUACAUUCAGUUCUUGACCACACCUGGCAUGCACAGCGACACAUAUGCCGAGUCUUUCCACCGAUCAUUCUUUUCGGACUGGCAGGACAGCAGGCCGACAUCAAGCCGGGAUGUUCUGGAGUUUGCGGAAAGACGUUCAAGGCAGAAGCUAAGCGCCUCGUUCCAUGACAGCCAGCUGGAUGCUAUCGGUUGUUUUCCCAUGACUCUGCCCUUCAUUCUUCUCUCAGCCUCAAGCAGUGAGGAGGAAGCUGUUUGUGCUGCAGUUGAGUUUGUGAAGCUCUCCCACCCCCACCCCGCUGUGCCCGAGUACGUGUCCAUCUACAGCCGGGCACUGCACGCCGUGCUGGGCGGUGCCAGCGUCUGCCAGCAGGCUGAAGGUGCUCUCAGGACGCUGGGAGUGUGGGACACCUGCAACAAGUACAGUCAACAGGCCGCCAGCUUUCCCGAGUGGUCUGAACAACGCCUGCGGGUUCAUCAGAGUGCUGUCAGUCACCUCGGCCUUGCUUGCUACACCAAAGGAGCACUUUCUAGCAUGUUCUACCUCGCCCACCAGUUUCACGACAACCCCACCGCAGGAAUCCUGGCCAACACCAAUUGUGGAGGGGAAAACUGUAACCGUGGGUCAGCAUUGGGCGCCCUGCUAGGGGCAGGGGGAUCCUACACCGAUGCAACUAUCCCUCAGGACUGGAAGGACAAGUUGACGGACGCCCAGGACUUUAUUCCCAACAUACUGAAGUAUCUGCAGCAUUGACUGAGGAACACCACU